Messenger RNA from Tarenaya hassleriana, 1345 nucleotides. RefSeq names its product ATG8-interacting protein 1-like. The transcript has 3 exons. Bases 120 to 875 code for a protein of 251 amino acids. NCBI's taxonomy places the organism in Eukaryota, Viridiplantae, Streptophyta, Magnoliopsida, Brassicales, Cleomaceae. Gene Ontology annotation, cellular component: intracellular membrane-bounded organelle. The record is from RefSeq and is a predicted model, not a curated record.
AUCCAUGACCCCCUUUUUGUUCUCUCCGUUUUCUAGUUUUCAGGUCACCCGGCGAGGAAUCUCAUCAUCAUCCUCUGGAUCCCAUCUGAUCGAUAUUCUCUCUUCCGGAGGUGUGUAGGAUGGAAAGUAAAGAUGACCACGGGGAUCAUGCUCCUCAUGGAAAUGAAUGGGAAGUCAUCUCCCUUUCUGCAUCGGCUUAUACUGCUGCUCCCGGUCCUAUUAAUUUGGAGUUGAAGGAUGCUCGGAAAUAUGAUGCUUAUUAUGAAGCAGAAACUUCAGAUACUUUAUUCGUGUCUGAUCACUUUGUCUUUCCACCUAGUGAGCAUGAGAACUUACCCAUUGAAACUUUCUUUGCUGAGACCAACAACAAUAAGGUGAGCAAGGAUGUGGGUUUUUUAUUUGAAAGGGAUCAAGAGAAGAAUACUGAUGAAGAGGAUGAAACUGAUUUGACAAUGAAAGGAGCAGACUUGCCUUGUGACUUCCCAAUGAAGGGAGCAGACUUGUCUCCAGAGGGAGGCGUAGACCUGCAUUCUGAUUCUUCAAAUCCCCUUAGACCAGCAAAGGAUGCCAAAGAUGCGGCUUAUAACCUCCCAUGUGAAGCCUGGUGGAGAAAGAGGGCUGUUUCCGUGUAUGCACAGGCAAAAGAGGCGAAUACUUUCUGGUCCUUGUUUAUUGCAGCUACUGUGACCGGCCUCGUAAUCUUCAGUCAGCGGCUGCAACAAGAGAGGUGGCAGGUUUUGCAUCUCAAGUGGCAAUCCAGCAUCAGCAGUGAGAAGAUGAGCAGAAUACUAGGACCUCUCACACGUUUCAAAGAUGCCAUUAUUGGAGGCAACAGACAAGCUUCAUUCAUCAGGAGUGGUUCCUUGGGUGUUUAAAGAGAAGAACGAUCAACUGAAGAGACAAUGCUAUGACGACAUUCUUCUGCGUGUUUUUGGCUUUCGCUUCUCCUUCCAUCUCAUACGGCAGGUACAUAAAUAACUGUUUUAUACUAUAGGAUAUGAUAAUUAUUUCAUUUAUACAAAGGCUAGUGAAUGUGUUUGCUCGGCUCUGCCCAAAUUAAAAGCUUGGCUUGUGAGACUACCCGCUUCAUUGGCUUGUGUCUUUGGGAACGCCAUUGCCUUUCUGUCAAAGCUGCUCUGUAGAUGUCAAACCUUGUGUUUUCUGGUAACUAUGUUCUGUUCUUCUCUGUAUUUUUAAUCCCUUUGGUCAAGAUAAUGAAAGCCGCCACUAGAGUUGGUGGGUAUGUAUUGUGAUAAACCCAUGAAUAGACCGAACUCUAUUGUAAAGUUGUGGAGUCUUGUCUUCAUUGAUAUUUGAUUAAUACCAUUGUCCACGGGUGAACUAA